Molecule: messenger RNA, 851 nt
Organism: Seriola dumerili (greater amberjack)
Lineage: Eukaryota; Metazoa; Chordata; Actinopteri; Carangiformes; Carangidae
Product: olfactory receptor 1-like
Exons: 5
Biological process (GO): G protein-coupled receptor signaling pathway
Cellular component (GO): membrane
Molecular function (GO): G protein-coupled receptor activity; olfactory receptor activity
Source: RefSeq, a predicted model, not a curated record
GCUUGCGUUCAUCCUACUGUGAGGGCCAUUCAGUGAGUAUGUUUCAGGUGGAUGAGAACUACACACGUGUGUCAGAGUUUGUUAUUGUGGGCUUCCCAAGUCUCCAGCCAGAGUACUUUGUCCUAGUGGCGUGGUUCUUCUUCUUCCUCUAUGUGACCACAGCGGUGGGCAACCUCCUGCUGGUAGUGGUGUUUACUUUGGAGCGCAGUCUCCAUGAGCCCAUGUACAUCAUCAUGGUCAGCCUGGCCCUCUCAGAUAUAGGUUUUGCCACAGUGGCUUUACCCAAACUAAUUGCUCGCUACUGGUGGAAUGAUGGGAGUCUUGGCUUUCACACUUGCUUCUUCCAAAUGCAUAUGAUCCACUAUUUUGGCUCCUUGAAUUCUCUGAUUUUAUUGACCAUGGCCCUGGACAGAUAUCUGGCCAUCUGUUUUCCUCUCAGAUACCCGACAAUGAUGACAAACCAAACCAUGGCAGGCUUGACUCUCUUCUGCUGGGGGAUAGCUCACAUCUUCCCUGGCAUUAGCACCAUCAGCUUUACCUUGAUGCCGUUUUGUGGACCCAACAAAAUCAUACAAGCCUUCUGUACCAUCAUGUCGCUCAAAUCUCUAGUGUGUGUGGACACCAGUCGACAAUACAGUCUUGCCUUUGCUGUAGCGAUGUUCAUUCUUUAUGUUCCUUUAGCAUUCAUCAUCUUCUCUUACAUUUGCAUCGUCAUCUCAGUAUUGCGCAUGGCCAAAGGACAGGGGAGAAUGAAGACCUUCUCUACCUGUGCCACCCAAGGCUGUAUCAUUGCUAUCUACUACAUACCACGUUUCUUUGUCUAUGUCACACCUUUCAUUCCUAACCUGACA